AUGAACCGAGCGGAACACACACAUAUCACAAACACCUUCAGCUUCACGACAACCGACAACUAUGAACACGAGGGCUGGAGCGGAGCGUCCGCUGAGACCGGCGGCGAGCGUGUGACACGCGCGCUCGGCCACAGCCUCCCCGCCGCGCCCCGCGCGCCCCGCCGCGCCCCGCCGCCACACGCCCGACCAUACUUUAGGUGGGCUCUAUUUAAGCAGGUCUACGUCUCCCCUCACACACUAUUCGCAACAAGAGCUAAGUCGAGCGCACACACGACCUUCCAAAAUGUGGACCGCGAGAGUAGUCCUAGCGACCGCGAGCCUCGCCCUCCUCGUGGGGGUGUCGGAGGCCAAGCCGACGGAGGCCCGGGACGUGAGGGUGCUGGACCUGGCGGAGGUGCUCAACAAGACCAUGUGCCCCAUCAGGGUGGAGAUCGACGAGAACGAAGACCGCGUGCCGCGCAGGAUCAAGACCAUGAAGUGCGAGCAGCAGCCGGCCCACUGGUGCCGCUCGAGGAACCUGCCGCCGCACGAGUGCUGCCACCACCGGCACGAGCGGCACACCAUGGAGUGCGUGGAGAUGAGGGACACCGUGCUCGUGUACUACAAGUCCAGCCAGCGGACCGAGCCGCUCGAGGUGUCCGUGGGCUGCUCGUGUGUCAUCGAGCAGACCACGCAGGCCUCGCGCCUGCCGGGGCCCACCUGAUGCCGCUCACCUCCAUACAUACCUAUAUCAUGGAUAGAGUCCGACACUCGCCUGUGAUGGUCGUGCCGAGCCGGGGCCGGGCCCGGGCCUGGAGGGUCCCUAGACUCACUCACUCAACCGUUGUGACUGUUUGUUCCUAA
Danaus chrysippus (African queen) is the source of this 843-nucleotide messenger RNA. Lineage: Eukaryota; Metazoa; Arthropoda; Insecta; Lepidoptera; Nymphalidae. The record is from the annotation of a GenBank genome assembly.